This is a messenger RNA of Paramuricea clavata, 13802 nucleotides long. NCBI's taxonomy places the organism in Eukaryota, Metazoa, Cnidaria, Anthozoa, Malacalcyonacea, Plexauridae. The record is from the annotation of a GenBank genome assembly.
GAUCAAUGGAUCAUGUUUCACGUUCGUCAUGUGAUUUUGUGAUGUACUGACUUCUGACCACACUUCUGACACUAUAUAUUGUGUUUGAUUUUUUUAAAAUUGAUUAAUCUCUACCUUGGAAUUGUUACUCAGGUAUGUGUUCUUCAUUUAUUUAUUUAUUUAUUAGCUUUGCAAUCAUACAAAAGUAUGGUCAACAGGACGUGAGACACUGAGACCAAUGUCCUGAGACCCAUGUCUUAAAAGGUUUGAAAUAUAUUUGACUGUAAUAGACGAUUUGUUAUUAUAGAACUAGGGAUCUUAUAAUUCUAAGGCUUUUUAGGUUUCUAGUAGACCCUAGUGAGCUUUGUUUAUAAUAUUUUCAUAUAAAUCACUACCCUUGUAAAGUUUAUUUGAUUUUGACCCAGAGAGGUUCCAGGAUUUGCUAAUAUAAAAUUAUGUAAAUAUGACUGUCAGUGGACAUGAGUGCAUUUAUAAGCUAUGUUUACAACCUACGAUUAAUCAUGUACGAUUCGUUUUCUGGCGUAUGUCAUCGAGUAAACACGUGUAAGCUGGCUACAUUUGAACUACAACAGCAAUGAAUUAUGGCACCAGCACUCAUUUUAAUACGCCAGAUUACGAAUCGUACAUGAUUAAUCGCAGCGUGUAAAUGUAGCUAUAAGCAGGGCUGGGAUAUGCUUAUCAAUUUUGGGUUAUGAACAACAGGCGACAUUCCUUUAAAAGUCGUGACAGACUAUCUAAAAAAGAACGACAAACGAUGGCUUCUGACCACAGAUGAAGUAUAUACUUAAUUACUUCAUCUAUGUUCUGACUGAGAAAAGUGACAAAUUGCGAUUUGACAUGUUAUGGUUCGAAAGUCACAUUUAAAUGAAACUAAGUAGUGAAUUCAGACUAAUUCUUAUUAGUAUAAUUACAUAGGUGAUUAUUGAAAAUUCUCCACGCUGAUUGGUUGCCGUUGAGGUGAUUAUUACGCGAUAAUCACCUAAGCGAUUUUCAAAAUGGCGACCGAAGCCGUUUUGUCAAUUAAAUGACGAAGAAAUGUCUAUUUUUUAUUUUUUUCCAAAUAAUCACCUAUGAAAUUAUACUAAAACAAUUAUUCACCUCAGACUCGGUGAUUAUCGUGAAUAAAAACCUCGACUACGUCUCGGUUUUUAUUCACCGAUAAUCACCUCGCCUUCGGCGAAUAAUUGUUAAUUAUUGAUGUGCUGAUAUUGAUACCAAAUAUUUGAUUGCAUCGAUACCAAUAUUAAAAUUAACUAACUGUCUACCUGUUGAGUGGCAGCAUUUUCCCCCUGACGAGUAAAACCGUCUGGCAUUAGACAGAGUGAAAUAAUAAAGUAGGGCGCAUUGCCACUUAAAGGGUUAAAUUAACAGGGUUAGCCUGCCUGUCUAACCUGCCUGUCGGGUUCUAUGCUGAAAUAGAGCCUGCUACUGAAGUCGAUGAAAAGUGGACAGUCAUUUAGAUGCACGAAAAUAACAACCAAUCAAAACGGCGAUUGUUAAUUAGAUUACCAAUUUAAAAAAUGACAAUAACAGCCAAUUUUUCCGCCAAUAUCUCAAAAAUAAAAUAUUCCAAUUUUCAUUAAAUGGCCAGGAAUUACAUACUAAAUAAUAAUAACAGUUACUGACCGUGUUUAUAGACCGUAAAGGCAGUAAUUAAUGCGGCCAAAAGUACAAUUACCCAUACGGAAUAUAAUAUUAUGUAAACAACAACUUGAUAUUACCUUAUAAGGCAAGGCUAUUUAUUUCUGACCAAUGGGAAUUUUGCAUACGAUUCGUACGCAUAAAUCCACUUUUUAUUAACUUCAAUAGCAGGCUCUAUUUCAAGCAUAGAGCCUGACACAUAGGCUACCAAUUGAGUGGCAACACUCUCCCCCUGAGGAGUAAAAUCGUGUGACGUUAGACAGAGUAAAAUAAUAAAGUAGGGUGCAUCUGGGCACAUUGCCACUUAAAGGGUUAAGAGUUAAAUCUUUGGAAAGCUCAGGUAAUUGAUGGAAAUUUUAGUAAAAAAUAGCAUAAUUCAGACCUGUCAAUUUUCCCAUUGCUGUUGAGAGACGCCUUUGACCUUUUUCUCAAAGUAUGAAGGUAUUUUCUUGUUUUUAUAAUUGUUGGAAAUAGUGGAAUAUUUUCCAGAUUCAAAUAUCUGGCAAGAAACAGUAAUUGCAUGAAAAUCACUCAUUACUUACUCCAUGAACUACAAGUGUUUGGCUUUCUUAUCCACUUUUGCACUUUAAUUAAAUGAUAAGUAGAUUGUCAUGAGGAUAUGAGAUAUACAGUAACAUAUAGUUGCAUUCCCGCCAUGUUAGUAUUAACCUAUUAACCCAUUAAGUCUGGCAUUAGACAGAGUAAAAUAAUAAAGUAGGGUGCAUUGGCGCGCAAUGUGACUCAAUGGGUUAAACUAGCUAUCGAAGAGAAUGAACACUACAUAUGACGAAAUUAUAAAGGGAAAAUGAACACUGCAUAUGACUUUAAUUUUGCUCUCGCAAUUUUUGAUAAAAUCUCAUGGUUUUUUAAGGCUAAAAAGCGAAAUCUCCGAUUGAAAGAUGCGGUACAGUCCGAUCUGCGCAUGUGCACAAAGGAGCCCUCUUUUUAUUUACAAACAGUUUAUUUAGGUUUUUAUUUCAUUUUAUGUUCUUGCAAAGCUUGAUUGUUGUGUCUUCAUAAUUUAUUAUACUCUAGAAUCAUGAAAAUAUAAAUAGUUGUCGUAUAAAAUUCAAUAUUUUGGAUACCGAAAUGUAAACAAAGCCAUUGUUUACAUACGGACUGUACCACAUCUUUAAAAUUUUUAGGGUUGACAGGUCUGUUAAUGUUUGACAAAACAUGAUAUCGAUAUAACCUUAAUCCAUUGAGCGCCAGUGCUUUCCCCUUGACAAGUAAAACCGUUUGGCAUUAGGCAGAGCGGUAAAAUAAUUGGGGAUCAAAUCAAACAAAACAAUCGAUCGAGUCAUACACAUUAUAGUUCUACUAUUCAUGUCUCAUUUUAGCUUGCAUGUUUUCAUCUCCACUUUUAUAUCACCUAUACCAAUUUACAACAUAUAUCACCAGUAUCAUCACUGUAUACUACUUUAUUAUAAAUUAUGCUUCACCAGUAUCAUUACAGUUCAUGCAUCAUCAAAAAAUAUUUUUCACUAGCAUCAUCGUUAUCCACACCAUUACAGGCCUUAAAAUAUCUUUUACAGGGCCAUCUGACAAAAUGUCCGGUGACGUUGAGUUUGGGUCGGACACAUGUCCGAUGACACAUGUCCUUCAGUUCAGUUUUGACUCGGAAAUAAGUCUGAAUGACACAAAUGAAUAAACGGUAAAUGUUGUAAAGAUAUUAAAUAAUUUGUUUCUUUCAUACUUAUUUCCAAGCCAAAAUUAACUUGCUUUCCAGAACAGCAGUAUUAAAAACGACUUCGACAACUUAAGCCAGUUUUCCACUUCACCAUUUCGCUCGCCUCCCCACGUUCGUCUAUGUUAUUAAAACAACAUUUCCAGUUGACCUUUUAUACAAUAGUACUCUGAUUUUCCAUUUAACAUACAAGCCUCUAAUCCUGGGCUAGGGUACAUUUUGAUUUACGUCGGACAAAGAUACAGUUCGGUCGGACACCAAUACACUCAGGUCGGACAAACAAUAAACCUCAGUUUCACUUUGGUCGGACAGAAUGUCCGGUGGUUUCCUUUCUACGUCGGACAAUUUCAUGAAUGGGUCGGACAAUGUCCGUGACCGACCGAUAUUUUAAGGCCUGCCAUUCCAAUUCUAUUAGUCACAUUGAAUCGAAAUUUCAUUUCACACCACAAACCAUUUGAUAAUAGAAUGUCCCAACAGGCCAGCAGAGCCAUUUGACAGCAUUCCAGGACCUGAAUACCUGCAACCACCUUUUCGAUCCAAUUCUAAAAGAAAAACAAACAACAAAUUCCUUGCAUUCAAAGAUGCAGAAUUUGACCACUAAAAAUCUGUGGUGUAGCCAGCCCGACGAUUCAGUCCCGCUAUUCCCACCAUGGCCAGGCAUAUUUUUCAAGCCUGCCCGGUGUGGAUAUACACUCAGAGUAACAUCACAAACAUCUCAUUCACCUUAGUACAUUACACCAACACAGAAAAUAAAAUAAUGAUAAUGUGUUGAAAUUUGCAUAGUAGGACCAAAUCGUCGGGCUGGCCACGCUACUGCUAACAAUCAUUGUCCUGAAAUGCUGUGAGAUUUGUAAGUCCACCAAUAAGACCUGGAAUUCCGCCCAAAACCUGGAGACUUGCGCGGGUAAACCGUGAGACCUGGUAGCUCAGAGCCAUUUGAGAUCAUCAUGUGUGUUAUUUUAUAAUUGUAGAUGCGGACUACAGAUAGUGACAGCAACAGCUUGUACCAAAAUGAUGCUGAUGAUAGUCUCCUUCCACCUAAGGUAUUUGCAAACAGUUCAUACAGUGAAACAGAUGAGGUGAAAGUUUAUAAGAGAAGAUGGUAUAUCUUACUGGUGUACUGCUGCAACGGCGUCCUACAGAAUGCUAUUUGGAAUACCUGGGGACCAAUCGAGGCAACUGCAAGAGCAGUGUAUAAAUGGGAUAGUUAUGUAAUAGACCUGAUGGCAGCAUGGGGGAGUAUAACAUUUUGCAUAACUAUGAUACCAUUUGCCUGGAUUAUGGAUGUUAAAGGUAAGUGUUUCUCGUUUUUCGCUCAUGGGCACCGUUAUUGGUUUGCUCAGAACAACACCUGCUUGUAAAAGUUGAUGUUAAAAAAGUUCAGCGAAGAGUGCCAAUUGAAAUGUGUUAGGUUAAAUGCGGAAACGGAUGCGGAACGGAUACAAUUUAUUUAUGGUGCUGCUACACGCGACAACUCGAAAGUUAAACAAAUUACGUUUGACGAUUGUCUCUUUAAUUGAAAUAGCUGUAUAACUUUAAUUGAAAUACUGUAGCUGUAUAAGAUAUGAAUAAUAAGCACUACGACGUUGGAUUCCAUUGCAAAAAAAACAUAAAUCGAAAACACGGAAACGUAAAAAAAGAAUCGAAAAAAACUCCAUUUGUGGUUAAAAUUUUUGGUGAAGUUUAAAAUGACUCAUUUUACCCCCAUAUUCGUUCCGCUUUUUAUCCCCGCCGUUCCGUUCCACUUUUUAUCCCCUCCGUUCCGUUCCAUUCCGCAUUUUAUCCCCAUCUGUUCUGUUCCACUUUUAACCCCAUCCGUCCCGUUCCGCAUUUUAUCCCCAUCCGUUCCGUUUCGCAUUUUAUAUCCCCAUCCGCUCUGCUCUACAUUUUGUCCCCAUUUCCGUUCCGCAUUUUAACCUAACCCCAAUUGAAAUUGCACACACAUGCCAGAUUUGUUUAUAUGCUGCUUUGCAACGUUACAAUUGGUAUUAAGGAAAUAUAAAUAUGCAGGAGUGAAGAUAAUCAUAUAUGCUUGCAUGUGAUCGCGGUGGGAGUCGAACAGGCAACCUUUGGUUUGCUAGUUUGGUGUCCCGGUGUGGACACACUCAGAGAGAACAUCGCAAACAAUAAACAUGUAUAUUGAAAUGUUUCUAAUUUAAAAACGUAGAUUACGAAUUUCGGAAACAGGAUGUAUCAUAUUUACCAGUUACAUGGCGCCAGUGUUCGUGAUAAAUAUGCCCUCUACAGGCUCUUAGUGGUUUCAUAUAUUUUGUUGUAUUUAUUGUAGUUUUCUGUAUAUUUGUAUUCUGUAUAUUUGUAUUUCUGUAUAUUUGUAUUUCUGUAUAUUUGUAUUUCUGUAUAUUUGUAUUUCUGUAUAUUUGUAUUUCUAUAUAUUUGUAUUUUUAUCACGUGAUGCUUUUAUACUCUUAGUAUAAAAGCUCAUGUAAUUUUCCCGACCCCCGCUAGUAACUCCAGACGAAGGGCCUUUGCUCGAAACGUGGAAACUCUCCUUAUAUAUUUUUAAGGUAGCACAUGGUAAAAAAAGAUACAGUGGCGCUUGAAUUCAGUUGCCAUAUACUCAUAAUUCAGCGUUUUUUCGACAAAGACAUAUGUAGUAGCAAAGCCUGGUUUCCAUAUGUUUGUAACUGUCGCGUCAAUUGUUUGUCGUGAAUGAUUUUUAUGCUUGUUUCCGUAUGGUUGUAAUCGUCGUGACACUGUCCCAAGUUAAUUUCGUACCCAGGGAUCGUACAAGUAACUGGCGGCAGUUUUAAAAAAGACAAACAGGGUCCCCCCAAACAGGACUUUGACCCCCUUGAUUGUUGUAGGAAACUACUGCCCGUCGCCCAGACAAUAAUAAUAAGAAACACAGCAAAUCACAGUUUAAAAUCACAAUUUCUCUCUCAAAUAUUCUCACAAGUAAAACUACAAAAUUCCCGAUCCCAAUAACAAAUAUAUUCCCCCAUAAAGCACAUGUAAAUAGUCUCUGUCUAUUGGCUAACCCGGUGAAUUAGUAAUUAGGUUAGUAUAAUAAACAUGAACUAUAUUAUUUAUGUUAGUUGAUUAGUAUAGCGUCUGCUGUUAAUGUUUACAUUAGUUCCGACAAUUGUCGCAAAACUGUUGCCAUGCUGUCGUUUUCCUAUUUCCAUUAAAACAUAACCGUCACGACACGUUUUUAGCCUGUUGCAACUGUCGUCGAGAUAGAACUCGAGACUGCCUCGAUGACACUGUUGUAACUGUCGUGAACUAUUGCCAGCGUGUCACGACAAGACUUUUCUUCAUGUUUCAACAGUGCUUUGACGAAAAUUACAAUACGUUCGCGACCGCGUUACGACAGUGGGACAUGGGUGUUAAUAUUUUCAAUAGCGAAUCUUCAUUCAAACGAAUUUCCUGCAGCUGUUUAACAUUUCAGUGCUCGUAUGCUCGCCUAUUUUUUCCACCUGUGGUUGGAAGGGACAAUGUGAUAGUAAUGUGUAUAUUCGUUUCGUAGCAUUUUUAUCUGAGGCAUUUUUUGGCUGGAGGCAUGGAGAAAAUUCCCCCAAUCCCUCUAGGUGCUUCUGCUCGUGGGACAAGGGAGCAACUCUUGUAUAAACUACGAUGGACUAGCAAACCAAAGUCGCGGGUUCGAUUCCCACAGCGGUGAAGCAAUUUUUUCAGCGUGCCCGUUGUGGACAUUCUCAGAGACAACAUCACAAACAUAUAUCUUCACUUGAGUGUAUAUAUAACACCCGAAACAAAAAACUACGAUGUUUGUUGCUAACAGUGUACCAUAUUUUUUAAGGUUUGCGUGUCACAAUGUUGAUCGCCGCCGGUUUGCAAGUAGUUGGUUCUGUAUUGAGAUUUAUUCCUACUGGUGAUGCAAUGACAUCGACGGUCUUAAUUCAUUUUGGCCAGAUUAUAGUUGGCUUUGCGGGACCUGUGGGUAUGGCCGCUCCUCCUCUCCUAUCAUCAACUUGGUUUCCACCAUAUCAACGUACAACUGCUACUGCAAUCUUAGCGGUUGCUGGUUAUGUAGGAACCGCUGUAUCGUUUUUAAUAGGACAGGCAUUUGUUGACGAUGUUAAGGAUUCGGAUAUUCCAAAAAUUGAUGGUAACUAUCCACUAAAUUCGACAGAAGAAGAUAAAUACCAGAAGCAAAUCAACUCGCUUCUAUACUUCGAGGCAGCUUUGCAGUUGUUUGUGUUUUUUGUUAUACUCGCUUACUAUCCAUCGAAACCUCCACGACCACCAAGCGUUUCUGCUGCAACCGGACGGGUCGACUUUAAGGCCGGCGCUAAAAAACUCUUUAAAAAUUAUAAUUUUAUCCUACUGGCUACGAUAUAUGGGGCAAGUACAGGUGUUUAUGGAGGUUGGUGUUCUGUGCUCUAUCAGAAUUUAUCGGACUAUGGUAUAUCAGUCGACGCUAAGUUCGCGGCAUGGCUUGGUUUUAUCGCUGUCAUCAGUGGCGCAUUCUCGGGUGUUCUAUUUUCAUCGUAAGUAUAUAUACAUAUUUCUAAGUUAUGCAUGCUUUUUGGAACUGGUAAGGAAAGGGCAUGAACCUUCAGUCUCCCCUUAAGUUUUUCCGUUUUCAGUGCAGAGGUCAUGUGACCUAUUCAAUCGAGUCACUAAUCAAGGGAGCGAUAGCGUAAAAAAUCCGGGGGAGCUUGCUGCUUAUAGCUAUUACAUUUAAUGGAGCUUGGCGACGUUCGGCCAACGUAAUUGUUCAUGCAUAAACAUAAAUCGUGAUUUUGAAUUUUUGGUCAAAACGACAUAUGUUCUGACCUAUUUCAUCCAAUAUUUAGAGAAGCUAUAUAUUUUAUUAUUAUUAUUAUUAUUAAAUUAUCUUUAAUUUAAGCACGUGAUAUUACUGUAUAUGACUCCCCUUGCAAUAUAAUUUAAAUGAGACAACAUACAGUACGUGCUCCCAUACAAAUAUAUAUAAUGGUAAUUUAACUGAGUGGAGUUUACAAAAUCGCAUUUUUUUUCUUGGAAUUGAUUAGCUGGUCGAAUUGUAUGCUUUGAUUUGAUUGGUUAGCUAAAGUCGGCACUUAAAUAUGACUGGUUGAAAAUUGAUGCGAUUACAACUCGUCACUCACUGCAUACUAAUAUUAACAAGUUAUAGUUAUUCCUAUAAUUUUGGCAAGAAAAUCAAAUUAAACAUCGCUAUACCUUAAAACUAUCGAAAAAUACUCGAAAUGCUUUUGAAAAUACGCUAAAAUAAUAACAAAACUUGAAUCUACGAUCGUUUUACCACAUUCUUACAGCAUUUUUGUGAAAAAAUGAAUUCCUAAAACGAAAAUUUGUUCAAUGUUAAUUUUGAUGCCACUGUGCUGAAUGCCUGGGACGCGCUAGAAACAUGCAGUAUUUUUAUAUGACGAAUAUAAAUUCAUUGAUUCGGAUUUUAAUAUGUCCAGGAACAAGAAGCAAAAAUAUAAGCAAUCAACGUUUUGAGCGAAGGCCCUUCGUCGGGUAGUUAGUAGCGUGAAUUGGGAAAAUAAUAUGAGCCUAUAUACUAGUGAAUAUAAAAGCGAUCACGUGACAAAAAAUAAACCAAUCAGAUGGAUUUACACUAUAAACUUCGAGGAACCACGAGUGAGUUUUUCAAAGACUAUCAAAACUCAUUGAAAAAAACUUGAAAAACUCAUUAAUUAAUAAUUGAAGUCCUUGAAAAGCCAUAUUAUUACUUAUUUUUAAUAUACAUGAAAAAAUAUUUAGUUACUCCUAAAAACUCCUAAAUGUUUGUUUUUUUGUAUUAUUUCUGCUGGAAAUUUUAAUUUCUGCUCAGAAAGCCGAAAUAGUCAAUGAAAUUUGCACUGUAUUUCGGAAAAAUUGCACUGCUCUUAGCCAAUCAGAAUGAAUCGAACCCGCGACCUUUGGGAUACUAGUCCAAUGCUCUGCCAACUGAGCUACGAGGCCAAUUCCCACCUUGAUCAGGCUAACUUUUCAGCCUGCCCGGUGUGGAUAUACACUCAGAGUAACAUCAAAAAACAUUAUACUCACCUGAGUACAUAACAUCAAAACACACACAAAAAAUAUCAUAUUUCAUUUUGUUUAAAAAACCAAUGCAACCAACUUGAUGUCAUACAUGAAUAAUGAAGAAUCACAUAGUAAAUGUUUUAUUACUUCAUUUGUAUUUCUCGAAAUCACUGGAAAGAAGCAGCACGUGUUUAUGUUUCCUACAAUAUUAAUCAUGCUGAUCAUUAAAAAUAAGAAACCUUCACUAUAUCUGAUUAUAUGCAUGCUGUCUAUAUGACGUCAUGUUGGUUGCAUUGCAUUUUUAAAGAAAACGAAAUAUCUCAACAGCGAAACAUGGAAAAGAUCUAUGAAAGAAGUUACUCUACAGUUUUAAGAGCUCUUUUGUUUUUAAGACAAUAAACCACUGCAAUAACCAGUGUCAUUUGCACUUGAAAUCAUUCUAUAUCUUAAAAGCCUGGAGGAUGAGAGUGCAUGAGAGUUGCAGUCAUGCACGCAACCUUAAAAACGAUUUCCAUUCAGUGCAAAAUAUCACGAGAUCAACUGUUUGCGAUCACUUUCUUUUGAAAUGUGUUCAGUCAACCACAUCCGUUGCGUUUGAUCGCUUGCAUUUCAAAAGAAAGUGAUCGUAAAAUGUCGAUCGCGCGACAUUUUGCACUGAAUGCUGAAUGGAAAUCCGCCUUUACAUGGUUAUAUCUGUUCAUACAGGUAAACUACGUCAAGCGUUCCUCUUUUGGGUUCCUAACUUGAUUUGCGCUUGAUUGCAAUUUUCCGCAUUACCUUUACAAAUAUGAAACUCCCUUGCAAAUACCUUGAGGGAAUUUGCAAUGUUCCUAAAAGCCAAAUAAAUUUUCCUCAAAAUUCCUGUUAGAAGUUCUUAACUUCCUUUUCUGUUGCGUGCAUUGUAAUUGGCUAACAAAAAUAAUCCACCAAUGAGAACGCUCAGAACAGAACAGGAAGUUGGGAAAUUAAAACAGGAAGUUAGGAAAAUUUGAAAAAUUUGAAAGGACGUUUCUCUGCAUUGGAAUACUGCAACAGCCGAUAGGAACAUUGCAACGGAUUUGCAAAGGGGUUUUUUCAAAUUUGCAAAGGUAAUGAGCAAAAUUGCAAUCAAGAACUCACAAGAGGAACGCUUGACGUAGUGACGCUUGAAGUGUUAAUAAUAUACAUGAAAAAAUUUCUCAAUUCUUAUUGGCUAAGAGCAGUGUAAUGCGAAAUACAGUGGCAAAAAAUGAAAUACAGUGCAAAUUUCAUAAGACUAGUUAUAAGAUGCAGCCAUUUCUAGCAGAAAAUAAUAAAAAAACAUUUAUAAGUGACAAAAGUGGCUGGCGUUUUUAACAGAUUUUCUAUUAAAAUUAUUUAUAUUAAAAUUAUAUAUAUUAAAAUUAUAUAUAUUAAAAUUAAAUAUUUAGCAUGUGACCUACGCGCGCACGCAUGUGACUGUGGCCUUACGCUUCCGGUGCAGUGCUCUAACCAACUGAGCUACGGAGCCCAGUUUUUGAGCUCUAACCAUAUCGUUAUUUUUCUUUCAGAUUCGCUGAUCACUUCUCAGGGCACUUGAAAUUAUUCCUCAUUGUGUUUAUGGGGCUGUCGUUUUUCACCACUUUAUUGAUCUGCUAUAUUUUCACUGGAGUUAUCGCAUUUAACAACGUCCUAGUAUACAUCAUGUUUGGACUGAGCGGGUUCUUCUUGAAUGGCACCAUCCCUUUCUUCUUUGAGCUUGGCGUUGAGAUCACUUACCCGGUAGCAGAGGGUAUAACCACCGGCGUUAUAACGUUCUUCAACAAUUUUCUCCAGUCAAUAUUCUUGGUUGUUCCGCUAGGUAAUUUGGGUACUAAGUGGAUGUUAUGGACUACCGUUUUCACCUGCGCUAUAUCGACAAUAUUUUUGCUUUUUGUGAAAGAAAAAUAUAACAGAUCUUCUGUCGACCAGCGCAGCCGUAAAUCUAGUUAUACUCCAGGUGUAGUUAACUCAUAAUUAUCGUAUUCUCACGACGUACCACCUUCAACAAAAAUCGUACCUAAUAGACAUUUUUAAUAAUAAGUCAAAUCUUCCAAUUAUAGGGUCACAUUCAGACUUUGCAAUUCUUUCGAUGUCCUUGACAUUAGGUUAGUUUGAAUUAUAUAAAAAAUAUACAAAACACUGAAAUACUAAUUGAAGAGAUGAAUGAAGAAUAGAUCUUAGCAUUGGAGUGGCAACCGAACUGCUGAUAAAAUCCAAGAUCAAGGUUUAACACCAUAAAUGAUCUAAGAAACGCCCUGGUUGUUAAUUAACAUUAGAAAACUCAUUAAUAAUUUAUAUGUGACAAAAAAAUCACGUUCAUUUACAUAAACUUUAGCUUUAAUUUUCUCGGCUUAGACAACGUUUAAUUUUAAAAUUACUUCGCCAAUGAACUCAUUACAUGGGUCGUUUUUUAAGCCAUUUAAAACAUUCGCAGUCCGUGCUUUAUCAGAUAUAAAACACUCGAACUGCGCUCUCUCGUGUUUUAUAUCUCAUAAAGGACUCCUGCUCGCGUUUUAAAUAGUACUUCAAACACUCAUUAAUAAUUCAUAAGCUUAUUGGCAAGUCAUGUCAACCAUAAUAUGUCACGUGGAGUGGCUUUAAACCUGAUAAAACACUCCUAAUUAGUAUUCUUUAUAUAAAGAAUACUAACAAGGCAGUAUCUAUUGUUGUCGUGUCCUCAUUAGUAUUUUUUAUAUAAAGAAUACUAAUAAGGCGGUAUAUCUAUUGAAUUUGUAGUCGUGUUUGAAGCCGUUUAAUAAACUCGCAGGUCGUGUUUUAUUAGGUCUAAAGCCACUCGCGCUGCGCGCUCGUGUCUUUAAACCUAAUAAAACACUCCUGCUCGUUUAUUAAACAGUACUUAUUAUCAAUAUUAAUGAUUUUUUUUUGACAGUUCGGUUGCUAUACCCGGUUGCAAAGAGAUUUAUAUAACAGAAAAAUGAACUAUAUACCAUUAAUUUCGAUUGAAGGUAACCGCAUGCACAUACUUCAUAUACAAGAUAAUUUUUGGCGAAAAUUUUAUGAACUGCGUCCAAGUAAUUCAAUCCUAGGACUGGAUUAAAAUUAAUUCACUCCACGUUUAAGUGAAUAUGACAUAAGACUCUUCAUUGUCUUCUGAAAAUUAUUAAAUAAGAGAUUUAAGGUGGCUCAAUACAGUUUUUAAAAAAAUGGAAAAUUCACGAUUUAGAUGCGUAUUUUUGGACAAUUAUUAUAUGUUGAUAAACAAAAAGUACCUUACUUAUAUAAAACAGCAUCCGAGAGUUUGAAUUUUUGCACAAAAGUUACGCAACUGCCGUUGCUAUGGCAACAAUGACGUUUCAAGAUGACGGAUAUUUUGGCUUUAAAGUAAUUUAACUCGUAAACGACAUCGGUGACCCCCAAAUUUUAUUUAAAAAAAUGAUUUCUCGUAUAGUAAAUUAUUUUGACAAUUUAAAAAAAUUCUGUGGAGCAAAAAAAAAUUAUUAUAAAUAAUCACCUUUACGUAAUUCAGAAAAUUUUGGCUCCACAGAAUUUUCUUAAAUUGUCAAAAUAAUUGAUUAUACUAAGGGGUUGAUACGAAACUCGAUAUGUAUAAACGCAGUAAAGAACAUAUUAAAAAUUUGUUUUUGUUUUAACGACCAAGAAGGCUUCAAAAUAUAAUUCAAAAUAUGUAUUAAAUUGUAUGCAUUCAUAAAUAUUUUGAAGCCUUAAUUCUUGGUCGUUGAAAAUGUAUUUACUCAUUAGGGAGCGGUCAUUAUUUAUGGUGGGGGAUUUUCUUGGGAAAAAUUUUGCUGACCCAACCAUUAAAAAAUGUUUACCCAACUAAAACAAAAUACCCAUCCCUGGCCAAAAAGCUUUACAAAGGGAUACCAUUCAGUUGUCUUUUACGGCUUCUGUGGCAUAAGCUCUGUUUUUUGCAUGGACCUUGCUCCUUCGUCGCUCGGUCCAUACUAAAAAACCUCGGUCUGAUAUUUCACAGUACAGACCUCGCGCUCGGUCAAUAAUCCUUUAUUAUUAUAUGGCUUUUCAAAAUGCUCUAUUCUGAUUGGUUGACAAGCGGUCUUGCACAUGUACUUUCUUUGGAGACACCAUUUGCCUCCUGACAAAGCAGAAAAUGAUCAAGAUAGUGACGCUGAUUGAUUUACACAUUAUAUUGACAUUUGACUGUUGACAUUGCUUUUUAGUCGUCAAUAUUUGAGUGAGUCAUGCUUUGGAAAUGACAAUAAAUUUUUAUUGUCCAACCCUUGAGUUGUUUUGUUUUUCAUCUACCCAACCUUUUACUCUCUCAAAACUUUGCCUACCCAACCCUUUUCUCUUCGGUGCCACCCCCGCAAUGAAUAAUAAUCACUCCCUUGGACAUAAUGAAGACGUGUAUAUGAAGUCCCGAGAAUCAUAGAUAAUGGUGAACCGCGAGCCUCUAUAGCUAGUAUAGGGUCAUUACAAUGUAUAUAUUAAUGGUUUUAUUGUAAAUGAAUUUAUUUUAGCUAAUGAUUUUUGUAAUUUUAAUUAUGUAUUGUCAAUCGAAUAUGAAGGAAUUAAAUUUUUA